AUGAUACAAUCUACAAUUAGGAAAUGUUUUUUAACAAAAUCAAUAAAAUUACCAAUAUAUAAUAGUAUUAUUUGUAACAAUUCAAAACCAAAUAUUUUAAACAGUAUUAAUAAGAAUAGUUUUAUAAUAAAUAAAAAUAAAAGCUUUUAUAGUACAACUUCAUCCAAUAAUAAUAAUAAUAAAAAUGAAACAUCAUUAGAAUCAUGCAACAAUAUUAAAGAUAAAGACGGUAAUAUCUUAAAAGUAUUAGAUGAUGACUCACCAAGAAAUCUAGCAUCAACCGGUUUGGUCGAAGCCUUAUUACCAAAAAAACAACAACCAGAUUUACCAUUAGUAGACCCAAUUAGCCAAGCAUCAUCAAAUACAAUAGAGUUAUCCGAUCAAUACUCCGAUCCAUUAUUAGAUCCAAUUGUUAAAGUAUUUUCUGUAUUAACUUCACCAAAUCAUUUUAUCCCAUGGCAAAUGAAACCACAAAGAGAGGUUACUGGUAGUGGUUUUAUAAUCAGCGGAAGAAGAAUUUUAACAAAUGCACAUGUUGUUGCAGAUCAAACUUUAGUAAUGGUAACCAAGUUUGGUAAUCCAAAUAAAUUUCCAGCAAAGUUAAUAUCAUCAGCACAUGAAUACGAUUUGGCAAUGUUAACAGUGGAGGAUGAUGAGUUUUGGAAAGAUAUUGUACCAUUAGAAAUGGGUGAUUUACCAGACUUACAAGAUACAGUAACUGUUGUUGGUUUUCCAACUGGUGGAUCUAAUAUUUGUGUAACACAGGGUGUUGUUUCAAGAAUCGAUUUACAACCAUAUGCUCAUUCAGAGAUACGUUCAUUAUCGAUUCAAAUUGAUGCUGCUAUCAAUCCAGGAAACUCUGGUGGACCAGCACUUAAAGACGGUAAAGUUGUUGGUAUUGCAUUUCAGAAUUUAGCAGGUGCAUCAUCGAUUGGCUUCAUUAUUCCAACACCAGUUGUUCGUAGAUUCAUUAGAGAUAUAGAGCUAAAUGGUAAAUUUACUGGUGUUCCAAUGUUGGGCAUCAUUUCACAAAAUUUAGAUUCAAUGCCAAAGGACUACUUUAAGAUUCCAGCUUCGUCAACUGGUGUGGUUGUCAAUGAACUCCAUCCAUUUUCAGGCGCUAAAAAUGCAAUUAAAAUUCAAGAUAUCAUUACACACAUCAACGGUGUAUCUUUGGCCGAUGAUGGUUCCAUCGCAUUCCGUAGACGUGAACGUAUUAGUUUCGAAUAUUUAUUUAGCAGUCAUUUCAUUGGUGAUAAAAUCGAUAUCACCGUUUUAAGAGAUGGCGAACGUUUAAAUCUUCAAGUACCAUUAGUUAACCAACAUCGUGUUGUACCAUUCCAAAUGUAUGAUAGCCGUCCAAGCUAUUUUGUUUAUUCUGGUCUUGUCUUUGUACCAAUUACCUAUCCAUUCCUUUUAGAGCUCUCGGAAGAUUUAGCUGUAACCUACCGUAGAAUUUAUGAACGUAUCGAAAAGAUAACAUCGGAAGAUUUCCAAGUUGUCAUUCUUUCACAAGUCCUCUUUGAUAAAACAAACCAUGGUUACUCUAAUUUAAGUUUAUGUGAAGUUAAAAAGGUAAAUGGUGUACCAGUAAGAAAUUUAAAGCAUUUGGUCCAACUCAUCGAAUCAAACGAAAAUAAAUAUUUAGUAAUCACUUUGGAACACGAAAAUUUAAUUAUUUUAGAUAAAGACGAAGCUCAAGAGGCAAAUGUUAGAGUAAUGAGCCAACAUGCCAUUCCACACCUAAAAUCUUUAGAUUUAAGACUUUUAGAACAAAAUAAUAAAAAAGAAGAAAUUUUAGAAGGAGAAAUAACUUCUAAAUAG
This is a messenger RNA of Dictyostelium purpureum, 1824 nucleotides long. RefSeq lists its product as uncharacterized. The record is from RefSeq and is a predicted model, not a curated record. The transcript has 2 exons. The coding region runs from base 1 to 1824 and encodes 607 amino acids. Gene Ontology annotation, biological process: proteolysis. Lineage: Eukaryota; Evosea; Eumycetozoa; Dictyosteliales; Dictyosteliaceae. Gene Ontology annotation, molecular function: protein binding; serine-type endopeptidase activity.